This is a messenger RNA of Chelonoidis abingdonii (Abingdon island giant tortoise), 4404 nucleotides long. It is a transcript of the gene SEMA7A, whose product is annotated as semaphorin 7A (JohnMiltonHagen blood group). Gene Ontology annotation, cellular component: plasma membrane; external side of plasma membrane. NCBI's taxonomy places the organism in Eukaryota, Metazoa, Chordata, Testudines, Testudinidae. Gene Ontology annotation, molecular function: integrin binding; chemorepellent activity; semaphorin receptor binding. Gene Ontology annotation, biological process: positive regulation of cell migration; axon guidance; integrin-mediated signaling pathway. The record is from RefSeq and is a predicted model, not a curated record.
AGCGUUUGCUCUCCUGUUCUUCUAGAAGUAAGCUGCUGAGCUCUUUGGACAGCUGUGGAAAUGGGUCUGAACUCACGUGCUGCCUAUCUCUUUGCCCUAUGGACCAGCCACCUGUUUUUUCUGACAGCCGGGGACUCAAGGGUGAAUCCUAGAAUUAUUACAGCUCCAAAAGGGGAGAGCCGCUUUCCGCUGGAGAAGCGCGAGAAUCUCAUAACUCUCUACCAUGAAGAGGGGGAUUCUUCUCUCUUGGUGGGAGCGGAGGGAAAGCUCUAUUACUUCGACUUUGAGAGCUCCAGUAACCACGUGGAGGACUUCCCAGAACAGGAUUCAGGAGCCUGCCAAAAACCAGAGGAGGAGAAGAACUACUUGACUUUCAUUGGCAAGUACCACGACACGCUAUUGAUCUGUGGGACAAAUGCCUGCAAGCCGACUUGCUGGAACUUGGCUGAUCGGAAUAAAUCUGAAGUGGCUGCACAGGGCUUGGCCCCUUUUGUGCGUAACCAGAACUCCCUGGUCCUUGUUGAUGGCGAAGCCAUCUAUUCCACCAUCAACUUGCACCAGCACAAUGGGAAGAUACCCCGCUUCCGCCAGGUCCGAGGGACUGGGGAGCUCUACACCAGUGACACAGUGAUGCAGAACCCAGAGUUUGUGAAAGCCACUGUCAUCAAGCAAGAUGAGCGCCGUGAUGACAAGAUCUACUAUUUCUUUCGAGAAGACAAUCCGGACAGGAGUCCCGAGGCCCCGUUAAAAGUCUCCAGAGUGGCGCAGCUGUGCAAGGGAGACAAAGGGGGCACCAGCUCCCUCUCUGCUUCCAAGUGGACCACCUUCCUGAAAACCACACUGGUCUGCGUCGACCCAGCCACCAAGAGCAACUUCAACUUGCUGCAAGAUGUCUUCUUUGUCCCGUCAGACAAGAACUGGAGGGAAACCAGAGUGUAUGGACUCUUCUCCAACUGCUGGGGGUACUCUGCCAUUUGCGUCUACACCAUCGGUGACAUUGACACUGUGUUCCGGACAUCAAAACUCAAAGGCUACACUAAGGACAUGCCCCACAUCCGUCCUGGACAGUGCCCUUGGGACGGAAAUCAUACCCCUCCUGAGACUUUCAAAAUAGCUGACCUCCACCCGGAGGUGGAGGAAAGAGUGCAGCCCGUUGUCCCAAGGAAUAGCCCCCUAUUUCACAACAAGAAUCGCUACCAGGCAAUCGGGGUGCACCGCAUCCAGGCGAGAGACAGACACACCUACAACGUCCUCUAUUUGGUGACAGACAAAGGGUAUAUCCACAAAAUGGUGGAGAUGCCACACGGCGUCCUGAACAUCUUAGAGAUCCAGCCCUUUCAGCCGCCAGCUCCCAUCCUGGCCAUGACCCUGGAUCAUAGAAGGGCAAAGCUCUAUGUGAGCUCGCCGACCGAGGUGGUCCAGGUGCCCAUGGACAUGUGCGAGGUGUAUCACAGGAGCUGUGAGAGCUGCGUCAUGGCAAAGGAUCCUUAUUGCGGAUGGGCAGAUGGGAAAUGCGUCUCCGUUAAAACUAACCUGACAAUGCUACAGAAUGUGACCCUGGAGUCCUCACUGGAAAUAUGUCCCCGUUCGGUCUUCAAACAGCAGGAAGUGGACAGCCCGGAGAGCUACCGGAACGUCACUGUGGCGCUCUUCUCCCGCUACUUCCUGCACUGCCCCACCGAAUCCCACGCCGCCACCUACAUGUGGCACCACAAUGGUAGCCGCAUCCAGAACUGCAGCUCCACCCACAGGCCCUGCAUCCACUUCAUCAAGAACAUGACCCACAACCACUACGGGCGCUACACCUGCAUCUCAGAGGAGAACGGCUUCUCCCAAACUCUCGUAAAGGAAUGGCUGCUGAAGCAGCCUGCGCCCUCUCAGACUUUGAUGCAGAGGAGCCAGGCUGUGUCCGUCUCCCCCUCCUUCUGGUUGGGCUUCCUGCAGAUGAUGGCUCUUGCCCGGCUGUUCCAGUGAAAGGAGUGAGCCAUGACUCACUAUUUGGACUACUGUUGAUCUUCUUCAGCUUCGUAUCAGCACCUGAGCAAGGAAGGGAUUGCCCCAUCCCAGUGGCUGCUCUCUGGACAUUAUCUCUGUGCACCUUGGCCCCCUCUCAGCUUCGUAAGUGGCAUCCCUUCCACUUGAAGCAGACAGAUUCCAUCCCCCACAUGUCCGUGCCCAUCGAUUCCAUCAUGGCAGCUUCAUGCCAGGUGGUGUUUUAGGGACACUGAAUGUAGGGGAUGAAACCAGCCCAGAUCCUUCUCCUGAUUCCAUGCAGCACAGGAGCUGAGGCCACCAAAAAGAGAUGGGGCAGGAUGGGACUGAAGCUAAUGCCACCAAAGAGUAACAUGGGGCUGAUUUGGAAUGGGAGUGGGGUAGGGUUGGAGUUGGGGCAGGGCUGGGAGCAGAGCGGGGUUGAGCACCCACCAGCGCCAGAAGACAUCAGCGCCUAUGGACAGCAGUAGCCUGUGAGGCAGGGAGAGUGCAGCAAAGCAGGGACAAGAUUCAGUCGGGCUGCGCCGGAGGGAUGAGUCAGGAGAGGUGCACACAUACAGAGGAUGAGCUUUGUUUGUUCAUGCAGUUGUCGUGGGUCCCUGUAGACUCUGGGCAUGUGGUGAGGAUCAAGGCUGGGGGGAUUCCGGAACCGCACAUCUUGAUGGCUUGUUGGUCUUGUCUAAUAUUCUUGUUCCAUUUUUGGAAACGGUUAUCUAGUCCACUCCCAACCUGCCCAGGCAAGUCUCCCGGCUUGUCUCCAGCAGAUUCCUCUCCUCUCUAAGGGUAUAGCUACACACUGCCAUCAGACACCUGCCGCUGGCCCGUGCCAGCUGACUCCCGCUUGCGGGGUUUGGGCUACGAGGCUGUUUAAUUGUGGUGUAGACCUUGAGAUCUUUGAUUGUCCCCCUUCACAGGAUCCUGGAGCCCAGGCUCCAUCCAGAGCCCAAAUAUCUACACCACAGUUAAUCUAAAGCACUGUGCAACUCCAGGGUGCCGGAGUAUUGUUCACCAAAAAAGAUGUUUCUCUGACCCCUCCCAGGGGUAUGGGAGAAAUGCAUUUCCGUCACGUACGUGUGUGUGCAUGUAAAUAUCUGAGUGUGAAAGCAGAUCACUUGUGUGUGUAAAUCCAGUAGCUGAGCACCUCUAUGUGAGUCAGUGUGUUAGUUGAUCAUCUGGGUGUAUAAGUGGCUGGUCACCUGGAUGUUACAAUCAUUUGUGCUUGAUCUCAGUGUGAACAGGUGUGCUCGUGCUAGACUUGAGUCCUAUUAAGUUCUGGAUCUGCACUUUGCUCAAGGUCAGGGAGCAAAUAGCUCUGGCAUCUUGUGCCCUGCAAGUGAGAGGAGCUAGCCACAAAGCUGAAAGCUGUGUCUGAACAGCCCCAGAGUAGAAAAUAGCCUCCGAAGUGGGGGUGGUUUUGCAUCCAUCUCUAUUCAGAGGUUUGCUUACAAAAAUUUUUUUAUACCUUAUAUUGACUUCUACUUGCUUAACCUUUUGUACUGAGUUUAUACACUAGAAAAAGAGAUCAGGAAUCAGCACUCGUGACCCUGCCUGUAGACAGAUUAGACAGCAAUACCUACAUGUAGCACUCAUGAGCCUGAGCUGGCUUUAAGCAGGGCUGUGUGCAAAGGAGAAAGAUGUGCAAGAGGUACUUGGAUACCAUGGGGAUGAGUGUGGUGAUGGAUGAAUGAGGAGACUUUCCUGGAAAUAAUCCAGUUCUGGUGUCAAAUUUUGGCCUUGUUGACGUGCACACAUGUCUCUCUCUAAAGUUGCUGGGAGCUGCUGAUGUGUAUCUGAGGACAAAAUGUAGACCUUGAUACCCAAGUCUGUCUCAUCAAAAUUAUUCAAAAGAGUCUUGCCUUCUCAGUGAUGCUAGAAGGAAAACAAGGGCUGGAUCCUCAGCUGGUGUAACUCCACUGACUUGUGAUUUACCCCAGCAGAGGAUCUGCUCUGUGGCUUUCUCUCUUCAUGAUGUGUGCUUGAUGGAUGGGCGGAGACCAGUCUCCUAAUGAAGGGAGAAGACUGGAGGUCCCCCCGCCCCCACAGUUGAUUGUCUGAUCAUUUCAGCUCCACUAGUGAGAUAAGGAUAAACUGUGAAAUAAGGAGAAUUCUCCUUAGGUUGUGGGCGUCACAUGCUUGGUCAUUUUGCUGGGUGUUGGCCACUGAGCCAUGGAGCAUAUUUUGCUGAACUACAUUUUCUGAUAUUCGUAAACCCUUUCUUGCGUCGUGUACACUGGUUCUGUUACAUCCUUUCUCAAAGCACUUUAGUAUCAUAAUAAUGUGACUAUUAAAAGGCCUAUUUAUUAUGUUUCUAAGUUAAUUUUGCAUCAUGUUGUAGAGAGUGAUUUUUUUUUAACCUCCUCCCCCCCCACCCCCCAAAAAAAGCAUCUCAAUAAAACUGUGACUUUUCAUUAA